AUUUGUUAAUUAUCGCAGUUCGAAUUCGUAACCUUGUAAACGUAUAAGCGAGUGAGAGAAUUGCACGAUUUUAAUUAUAUUGUUUUUAAGUCUCAAGUACGACGCACGUGAAAAUGUGGAAAGCUUUAUUACUCGUAACGUUACAUCUUUGUGCCGCAAAUGAAUUCUUCGGGCCAGGAUUUCCCUUUGGAGAAGACGCAGGGGGGCCCACGCGUUUUAGUCCAGACUUGUCCAACCUAGGGGACCAGAUAAAAAACUCUGUUCACAAUCAGUUGGCUAAAUCGGGCGUUUUUUCUUUGCAAUCUCAGAUGAAGAAUUUGGGCGAAACUAUUGUAAAAAACGUUCAGCAAUCGCUAUCGCCGGUUUAUGCGAUUCCAAUAAAACAAAAAAUGAUGAAAGGGGUUGGAGGACUAACAACUGUUACGUAUUACGGAAAAGAUGUUCAGUCUUUCAUCAUCCAAGAUGGUGCUCGCACUGUUUGCAAUGGAAUUAUUGAAAACGGUCACUGUAAGGGAAGUUUGGAACCGUUCACCGUUAGAUCGAAUGAAGACUUCUGUUAUGCCGAUUCUUAUGCAGUAGUUAAUGAUCGCGUUUGUCUAUCUUUUGGUCCAAUAAAUGUCGCUGUAAUGAACAACGACAUAAUCUGCAAUGGAGCUAAAUCGCUGCUCCUUAACAAAGCAGAGUAUAACCAACUAUGUGGUGCAGGCAUUCGAGCAGUUUACGUUUACUACGCAGAUCCUCGCAAUCCUAACGCGGUUCCCAUACCAAACCCAAAUCCUAACAUCAAAUGUCACAACAAUGAACCAGGAGUCUGCAUGUUUGAAGACAUACCGCACCUAAACUCAAACACUGUUGUGUCCAACAGAAACAGCUACAGUUACUCUUACCAAUCUAAUUAAGUCUUUAAUUUUGUAUUUUUGUCUACUUGUGCUUCCUUUUUGAAUAAAUAAAAUUCUUGCAAAUACCUACGCAGAGGGAGUAGUCCCAACAA
Messenger RNA from Photinus pyralis (common eastern firefly), 991 nucleotides. RefSeq lists its product as uncharacterized. The coding region runs from base 114 to 899 and encodes 261 amino acids. The record is from RefSeq and is a predicted model, not a curated record. NCBI's taxonomy places the organism in Eukaryota, Metazoa, Arthropoda, Insecta, Coleoptera, Lampyridae. The transcript is spliced from 4 exons.